Messenger RNA from Gryllus bimaculatus (two-spotted cricket), 3372 nucleotides. Lineage: Eukaryota; Metazoa; Arthropoda; Insecta; Orthoptera; Gryllidae. The record is from the annotation of a GenBank genome assembly.
AUUUUAUAACGCUGUGUAAAACGCACAAUACUACUGAAUAUUUUUUAGUUGGUAUGCAAAUUAAAUCAAAGAGAACUAUAUUUUAUGUCUUACAUUAUGAACAUUAUUAGUUUGUUCAUGUGUUUUAAAUUACAAUACGAAAUCUUGGAUUUCAUAACAUUAAACUGAGUCAAACAUGUUAGAAGUUAGAGAAAAAAUAAAAGAAGUUUCGCAAUCAUGUCUCAGAAUGUUUGCUUUUUCUUUACAUUUACCGAGGCAAUGCAAAGUACCAACAGUGUUGGUCCGACACAAAAUAGCGGCGUAACGAUUGUACAUUUUGUGAAUAAAAUGUACACAAAGAAACAAAAUUUAAAUAAUUUUAGUGCUGUCCAGGUGUUGUCGCUCUUCGCCUCUCGGAAACAAGCUGUAAACUUAUAAGCAAGUCAGGCGGGCUCAACGCAACGAGUAUGGGCGGGCUGGCUGACAGUGUAGGAAUAUGCAUGCAGUGACGUUUUCACAAUUAGAGGAAUUCUGUAAUGCAAUUUUGUGGUUUUAAUAAUUUAAAUGAGUUGUAAUCCCGUUAUAAAACGUUGAUAAGGAAUUAGAUUAAGAGGGAUAUUGGCAGUGCACAAGUUUGAUUACACGCAUGAAGUCGGCAUGCAUCGAGUGCUCUAAUUCACUCUGCUUUUGGCUCAGGCAGACUUUGAAAAAUAUUAUUGUUGUGAUAGUGUUGUUCAUCGUCUACACUUUUUGAUAUACUAGUGGCAAUGGAGUAGACGUUACUCACAAACAACACGUGUGUUGUUACUUAACCAUUGUCUUCAGUCGGGUUGAAGUAGUUCUAUAAAUAAUUUUAAAGUAUUCAUAGUUUUAACACAUUGAAUAAAUAAUGUGUAAUUCCGAAAUGUCGACCCCUCCUUUAACCUUUAAACUCUUAGCCACGUGCAAAGUUUCAAAAGCAAGGACUGGAAUUAUGACUUUGCCUCACCAUGCUGUUGAUACUCCAGUAUUUAUGCCAGUGGGCACUCAGGGUACAUUGAAAGGUCUUUUGCCCCAACAACUAGAACGUCUAGAUUGCCAAAUUAUUCUUGGAAAUACUUACCAUUUGGGCACACGUCCAGGGCCUGAGCUAAUGAAAAAAGUAGGCGGUCUGCAUAACUUUAUGAAUUGGAAAAGGGCUUUACUUACUGAUUCUGGAGGUUUUCAAAUGGUUUCCUUGCUAAAAUUAGCAGAAAUAACUGAAGAAGGAGUAAAAUUUCAGUCACCUUAUGAUAAAACUUCCGAAGUGAUGCUGUCUCCAGAACAUUCUAUAGAAAUUCAGAAUGCAAUUGGGGCAGAUAUAAUAAUGCAGUUAGAUGACGUUGUUAAAACUACGACAGUUGGUCCUCGUGUGGAGGAAGCUAUGAACAGGACUACAAGAUGGUUGGAUAGAUGUUUAUCAGCACACAAAAAUCCAAACUCUCAGAAUAUCUUUCCAAUAGUCCAAGGAGGAUUAGAUCCUAAACUACGUGCUGAGAGUGCUCGCCAACUCACAAAACGAAACGUUCGUGGAUUUGCUAUAGGAGGACUGAGUGGUGGUGAAAGUAAAGAUGAAUUUUGGAAAAUGGUACAUUUAUCAACAGAUAUUUUACCUGAAGAUAAACCUCGUUACCUGAUGGGAGUAGGAUUUGCAAGUGAUCUUGUUGUGUGCUGCGCUUUGGGUGUUGACAUGUUUGAUUGUGUUUUCCCUACACGAACAGCAAGGUUUGGCUGUGCAUUAAUUGCAACUGGACAGCUGAAUUUAAAGCAACAGGUUUAUUAUAAGGACUAUCGUCCAAUUGAUGAAGAAUGUUCUUGUAGCACCUGUGAAAGGUACACACGUGCAUAUCUGCACUCAAUUGCAACUCAUGAAACAGUAGCCUGUCAUCUUCUGACUGUGCAUAAUAUAGCAUUCCAGAUGAAGCUAAUGAGAUCCAUCCGUGAAAGUAUUAAAGCUCAAAAGUUCCCUGAGUUUGUUCAGAACUUUAUGUCUGUAUUAUAUCCUGAAAAAAAUUAUCCAACUUGGAUUGUAGAUGCGUUAAGUGCUGUAAACAUUCAACUAAAAUGAAAUUAGAAUUUUGUGUUUGCACUUGGGAAGUACCAAAAAAGGCAAUGGAAGAUUGGAAUUUAGGACUACAGUGUUUUUGUUUUCUAACAAAAAUGACAUUUGUUUUUAGUGUUUUAUCUGAUUGAAGAAGAUAAAGGUCUUUUACAGAAUUAUCUGCCAUUACUUCAUUUCUGAUCUAAUUUUCUGCCUUAUGACUAUUACAGAUAAGUACACUAUAUAUUCACUGGGAAAAUGCCAGUUUAAGUUUAAUAGUCAUAAUUAUUCCAUAUUUUUUAUUUAUUUGAAAGUGGUAUUGUUCCUCUAUUGUGUUUAGUUAAGUUUCACAAAGAGAUGUUUUCACUCGUCAUAAAUUCAUGAAAAUAAUUUUUUACAUUGUGCGUAACCGUAGAGAUUUUUGUUCGAAUUCACAAAGCAACAAUAGUGGUUUUAGAGAUAAAAGUUUUAAUUGAAACAAAAAGUGCUGCAUCAAUGAUGUGAAAAUGUUUGUGCAAAUGAGUGGAUCAAACCAAACACCAUAGUGCCAAACUUGAACAGCUUUUUUAAAACUAUUUGUACUGUGAGCUUUCAAUGAAUGUGAAUAUCAACCAAUCAGAAUUAACUUUUUCCUUUUCUUGCAAUGUCUUAGAGCCUGGAAGUUCAGGCAUUUAUUUUACCUAAAAUUGGCAUGGUAAAAAGGCAUUUAUUCUUGCUAAAGUAGGGGGCAAAGACGACACACAAAAAGAAAAUAAUCACCAUUUUAAAGCAGUUAGUGUAAGAAAUUAAUAAUUAAAUGAUUCACAUUUUUAUUCUAACUCAAAAAUUUACAUUAGCUCUAAUGUGGAAGGAAACUUUACCUUUUCUUUGUAACUUUGAUUGCACCAUCCAGUUGAUGCCUAUGAAUUUAUUUUGCUAGGGCCCUGUUUCUACAAAAUGCUAUUGUAAACUCUUUUGAAUCUAGAAAUGGUAGCGGUGAAAACGGAAUUGUAGAUUUCAUUCUUUACACUUGUGUAAUCGCUAGAAGGGAAAAGGACAAGAAGGAACUUGGAAGGGUAUGUAUCAUGUACAGACAGCUUUGUCCUUUAAAGGGAUCUGAGGCCAUACACAAACAUAUGAUAAGGAUUCUUGUGAGUGAAUGAGUCUAUAAACAUCUAUGAAAAAUAUGAAGAAAAAAAAUUCUGUUAUUGAUCUUCUGCCUUUUAGAUUUUUAACUCAACCCUGCUGCCCCCACAUCCACAGAAAUACAAUACACUACCAUGGCUUCAUGUGCAGGUAUGUUUCCAACUUGAUAGAGACUGGUGCCAGUCGGAAAAAAGGAAAAAUAACAAAAA